AUGGGAGUCUCCUUGAACGAUCGACUCAAUAAAAUGAGCUCAGUUAUCGAUACAAGGAACAAGAAAAUCGACGAAAUGUGUGAAGAAGUAGUGAGGCUUUCACACAGAGUAAAUUCCAUUGAGAGAGAAAUAAGUUCUAUAAAUCAAACAAACGCAGAGUUUCAUGAAAGCUUACAGGGAAUAAGUAAUGUUUUUGACGGGAUAAAAGAGCAAGUGGACAAAUCAGAAAAUGAGUUUCAGAAUAUGAAAAUAAAGCUAGACGCUAUGGAGGCGAAAGUUGUACACUAUGCAUCUAAGAGAGAGAACGAAAUUGAGGAGUUAAUCGAAAAAAAUGAAGAGCUAACGGAUCAAACACUCGAUCUCAGAUGCAGAUCCAUGAAAUAUAACUUGAUUUUCUCAGGUAUCCACGAGAAUGUACCAGAGAACACAGAGGAGACAUUACGAGGUUUUUUAGCCGAAGAGCUUGACAUUGAUUACGACAUCGAAUUCACAGUUGUACAUAGAUUUGGGCAGAAAAACAACAAAAGGAAUCGACCAAUUGUCGCAAAGUUUAUUUAUCAACGUGACCUCGACUACGUACUCCAAUGUGCAUAUAAAUUGAAAGGGAAAACCUUCCAAAUAAAUCGCCAAUUUCCGGACGAGAUCGAGCAAGCAAGGAAAAGCCUCUAUCCCAUUAUGAAGGAGCUACGACGCAAGGGUGAAACUGUGAAACUGGUCAGGGACAUCUUAUACGUGAACGGAAGGCCAUAUGACCCAGAGGACUCCGGACCAGCUGAGACAUUGAAGUAUCCACAACGCACCCCUAGCAGAUACGGCAGCUCGUCGAACAAACGCAGGAGAAUCAACUCCACCCCAGAAAAACACUAG
Molecule: messenger RNA, 867 nt
Organism: Saccostrea cuccullata (small rock oyster)
Lineage: Eukaryota; Metazoa; Mollusca; Bivalvia; Ostreida; Ostreidae
Product: putative leucine-rich repeat-containing protein DDB_G0290503
Exons: 1
Coding region: 1-867 (288 amino acids)
Source: RefSeq, a predicted model, not a curated record